AUGUACUCAACUUUUGAAGCUGUGACGCGGUCUAAGUUCUCAUUUGACGACUGUCCCCGCAUCGGUCCCUUUGCAUUCCACAAUUUUGAUUCCAAUGACGACACCUUGGCUUGUGAGAGCGAAUUCGCAAUUACUUCAUAUAAUUACCGAGCUGUACCAAAACAUAUGGAUUCUGUGGAGGUACUUCCCAGCACGGGUGAGAGGUUGACCGCUGAUCCUCUUGACACCAGUAGUCGUCUUAAGGACGAUUUUCGUUCCUGGAAGCUGGCUUUGAACUGUCCUGUACCUCGUUCGAUCCCAAAGCUUGAUCAUAAAAAGGGCACGACAACAUUGGGUUUCAUGUUCAACGGGGGCGUUAUUAUUGCGGUGGAUUCUCGUGCUACACAGGGACAGUAUAUUGCUUCACAAACGGUAAUGAAGGUGUUAGAGAUCAAUGAUUAUUUGCUUGGUACCAUGGCUGGUGGUGCGGCUGAUUGCAAGUACUGGGAGCGAGUUUUGGGAAUGGAGUGCCGUCUCUGGGAGCUUCGCAAUGGUAGUCGGAUCACAGUUGCCGCUGCGAGCAAGAUCCUCGCGAAUAUUACUUACUCCUAUCGUAAUUACGGGCUGUCGAUGGGUACCAUGGUGGCAGGAUGGGAUCAAUUUGGACCUGCCUUGUACUACGUCGACGAUAAGGGUACUCGUGUAAAGCACAAUAUUUUCAGCGUUGGCUCCGGUUCUGUCUACGCGUAUGGUGUGUUGGAUGCGGGUUAUCGCAAAGAUUUGACUUUGGAAGCGGCUUUUGAUCUAGCCCGACAAUCGAUCUUCUAUGCUACUUACCGUGAUGGCGCGUCUGGUGGCAUUGUAACUGUAUAUCACGUACACGCUAAGGGCUGGACACUAAUCUCCCGAGAUGAUCAGACAAAACUUUAUGAUCGGUAUCAUUCUGGAAAUUAA
This is a messenger RNA of Phytomonas sp. Hart1, 933 nucleotides long. The record is from the annotation of a GenBank genome assembly. Lineage: Eukaryota; Euglenozoa; Kinetoplastea; Trypanosomatida; Trypanosomatidae.